Messenger RNA from Fusarium verticillioides 7600, 2327 nucleotides. RefSeq lists its product as hypothetical. Gene Ontology annotation, molecular function: malate transmembrane transporter activity. The coding region runs from base 455 to 1942 and encodes 495 amino acids. The record is from RefSeq and is a predicted model, not a curated record. NCBI's taxonomy places the organism in Eukaryota, Fungi, Ascomycota, Sordariomycetes, Hypocreales, Nectriaceae. Gene Ontology annotation, cellular component: membrane. The transcript has 9 exons. Gene Ontology annotation, biological process: malate transmembrane transport.
ACCUCGCCUCAUCCUUACACCAAAAAAACACACCCUCCACCAGCGGCUCACGCGGAUACGAAUAAAGACUCAAUCUUGUCGACACAAACAUCGAAACUUGUGCCGAUCUGUCUUGGGCCCAAGACUUUAUCGCUCCCGCUGCCGGUCUCCCGCUGCUCAUCACCGAAGCCCGAAAAAACAGGGCAUUAAUCCCGAUCACGCCCUCCACUAUCCCGUCACUACCACUACCACUACCACUACCACUAUCAGCUCCCUGACAUCCAUCCUAAUUCAAUUUCACCAUGCCACUCGCCAACUUUGGCACCCUGGUUCUCCACCAUAUCGUCUUUGUCGCGCAUUUGGUUUAUUUCCAUAUUGCUUUCUCGCAUAUGGAACCUAGCGCACUCGUGGCUCUCUACUGCGUCUCAAAGCUACUCGCCCGUCGCGCCGACGACAUUGACGGCCCUCCUCCAGAAUGGCCCCCGCCAGUGAUCCAAUGGUAGCCGGCGCCGGAGCCGAGCUGCAGCCUCCGUCUCCGUCUCCGGUCCCGCCAUCCGGGUCGACGUCGGCCCUGGCUACAGGCUAUGAAUCUCCGUCUGAAGAGAACCCGCCCUUCUUCUCCGUCGUGGCCUCGGCUCCAGCUGCUCCAGGGACGGCACAUUCAAGACAUCAUGUCGUGCCGCGGCCGGCCUUGUCUCAACAGCCAUCGUAUAUCACUGCUAUACCCCCUGAGCAUACUAAUAGUCAUGCCCGUCCAGGUCGAUUGCUCAACAAUGAGUCUACUCUCACUUCAAAUAGCCUGAACCAUGUCAUCGCAACAGCCGAGAAGGGCCCCGGGAACCAAAAGGUUGGCAUUCGAGAUCGCAUCGCUUGCUAUCAAUGGACCUAUUUCACUAUGACCAUGUCGACUGGAGGCGUUGCAAAUAUUAUUUACUCAUUAAAGUGGGAAGCACCUUGGCUCCGUGGCAUUGGCCUCUUCUUCUUUUUUCUCAACAUUGUCCUUUUUGCAAUGAAUUGUAUUCUUAUCUGUACGAGAUUCCGUCUGAGGCCUGGGAGUUUCGUAAACUCCUUCACAGACCAAGUUGAAUCGCUUUUCAUAUCAGCUUCAUUGGUCUCUAUUGCUGUAAUAUUAAUCAACACCUGCCAAUACGGUAUUCCGUACACCGGCAUAUGGCUGGUCCACACCAUGGAGUGUGUCUUCUGGGUUUACGCUGCCCUGAGCGUCUCUCUCAGCGCAUUUCUAUAUCUUAUAUUAUGGUCUACUCUAAUCUUCCCCGUCCAUACCAUGACGCCAACCUGGGUCUUUCCAGCAUACCCUCUAUUACUCAAUGCCCCCUUUGCAGCAAACCUGAUCGCGGCUGCAGAUUCAGCUGGUCACAACCUAUCAACCAACACUGUAGCAAUGGCACUCGGGGCCACUGCUAUUCAAGGAACUGGUUGUUUGAUCGCUUUCAUGAUUUCAUCGGCCUUCAUAUACCGCCUCAUGACGCAGAAGCUCCCGCGGGACAUGCAGAGACCCGGCAUCUUCAUGUCUAUCGGUCCCUAUGGCUUUACCGCUGCUGGCAUUGCUCAACUCGGCAGCCAAGCAGACUUGGUGAUACCUCCAAACUUUCUUGACAAUCCUCAAUUUGGCGCUAUCAUUAAAGUCAUCAGCAUUCUCGUCAGCCUCUGGCUCUGGGGUCUUGCCAUGUGGUUCUUCAUUGUCUGUGUCGGCGCAUUGUGGAAAUACUCUCUCUCCGGCCAUCAUUUGCCUUUCCAGAUGACGUGGUGGUCUUUCGUUUUCCCUAAUACGGCUCUCGUUACUGCUACCAGUGUCAUGGGUAAAAUAUUCGAUAGCAAUGGCCUGCAUAUAUUUGCCUCUGUCAUGACCGUUGCAAUCAUCAUCGUCUGGGCUCUUAUCUUUAUCCGGAUGUGUUGGAGUCUAAAAUCGAGAAAACUUCUGUGGCCCAAAGAUGGAAGAUAGAGCAUACCAGAGUGAAUACAGCAUGCCACCGUUUUGGUGCCUUUCCCUUUCAUCUCAUCAAAACAGUCUUAUUGACCAAGAUCUCAGCAGGUCAGCAUAAACCGGCGUCAAGUAUCUUUAGCAAAAGGGCAGUCAUAUCAAAAUAUUAUUUGAAUUCAGAACCCCGCUACUGCGAUUUGUCUUAAAGACACUGCUUGAUCCAAACAUCCAGUAGCAUAAUCAAGUCAACGCAAAGAAAAUGCGGUUAAUUUUGUUUCCCUGACAGGAACUCCAAACUCUUUGACAAUGCCGUUAAUAAAACCGAUACUUGCCAUUGCGCGCCUCUCAUGAAAACAAUAACAACAACAAUAAUAGAAUAAUCCAAGCAAAGAUAUCUUGAUUCGCG